Molecule: messenger RNA, 812 nt
Organism: Eremomyces bilateralis CBS 781.70
Lineage: Eukaryota; Fungi; Ascomycota; Dothideomycetes; Eremomycetales; Eremomycetaceae
Exons: 2
Coding region: 236-610 (124 amino acids)
Source: RefSeq, a predicted model, not a curated record
GGGCGGAGUGGGGCUGGAGAUGGAUGAUCCGGACGCGUUCAUGCGCGGCGGACGCAACGGGUUGAAUGAUUUGGAUGACUUUGGAGGAGGCGGGCUGGGCGAUCCUGGUGAGGACUUCGAUCAUGAUAUCUAGCCUCCUGCUUGACAGCCCCGUCACAUCGACCGAACCGCAAACGCAACUACAACGGCAACGGCAAGAAAUCCUCCAAAUCCAAGCCGCAACCCCCCUCCCAACAUGCGUCCCCGAAAGAUGAAAAGAAACGACCGCCGCCGCGACAGUCCACAAAACCCGGAGACAAGAUCCCUCCAAUUCCACCACCGCCAUACCCACCCUUCCCGCGUCCUCCAUCCCGCUCCUCUCGUGCAGGUGCCCAAGCACCUCCACCUCAAGCACAUCCACCGCAUCCGUUCCCUCCCCCAUACGACCCCUCGACGCAGCAACACCCUUUAUUCGGCCACCCUAACCAACCGCCUCCCCAACCCUACCCGACCCAGGGCCAGCCGCCCCCGCACACCCCUGGCCAACCAGGAAUCCACCCUGACCCUGGACACGAUCCCUCCUCCAGCAUGCCCCCCUGGGGACUCGGCAACAUGUUUGGACACCCGAUGAUGGGAAUGGGCAUGGGCAUGGGCCUCGAUCCAGACUUCGGGGGUGGCGGUCCACCGGGUAGCUUUCCUUUCUCUCUGCCGUUUGGUCCGCAUCCGCGUGGUGGACCAGGUAGCGUGGGCGGGAGGCCAAUGCUUGGAAGGAGGUGGGGGAGACGGGGAGGGAUGACGCCGAGGAGGGGCAAGAGGAGUAUGUCCGAUCCGUG